GUUAAGAGGCCCCCGUGCCUCUCUUGUACUGCUUGUUUAGCCAUGAAAGUAACAGGAUGCUGUGUGUGUGCCCUUGGUUCACUUUCCCUCACAUGAAGCUCCCAAAUAAACACGUUGAAUGUUGCUUCCGUCUCUUUGGUAGGACAGGGUAAUGUCGGAGGAAUGCUGCAGCGCGUGCCAGCAACCAACGGCAAGAGUUGACGUUCGCUGUAUGAGAGAAUGGACCGGGGGUAAUGUCCGGGCUUUCCUGGAGGCAGCCGGCGUGGGAGACAAGUUCCCCGGCUUGAAGUGCGGCGAUCCAAGCAUAAACAAGCUCAUCCUAUGUAAACGUGCGGGUUGCCUGUUGGAGCUGUUCGUACUGAACCAGCGAAGGGAGAGCAGGGCGCCUACCAAACGCCGAGCAAAGCGAGGGCCGAAGUGGACCAUCAGCGGGUGUGUGCUGGACAUGUGCGGGGGGACGGAUGAUGCUGUAGCGAUUCGCCUUCGAGGCACGUGCCAAGUACUAACGAACGAUGUGCGACCAAGGCGCAUUGUCAACGCUGUUUGCCUCUUGGUGUGGACGACGCCGUUCUACAUAUGCCUGUCAACGUCGAGCCGCCUAGGCGAAUUGAGAGCAGUAGUAUCAAUCUGUUUUAAAGGAUGCUGAGUUACCUUCAACGGACCUAAUUGUGCAAUCUGCUCCAAGCUUACCGUUCCUUGUUUCGUGCAGGUCCACGUCGUAGAUAGGCUCGCACCAGCGGACCUGCAGUAAAUGAGGCCGCUCUUUGUUUGCGUGUACCCUUUUUUAUCGUUGAAGUUUCGCAGAUAGGUUACAUGUGGAAACGAAAUGCCGCAAACCGAGUUUUUGCCAGGCACAGAUGUUGCUUGCGGUGCACGC
Messenger RNA from Ectocarpus sp. CCAP 1310/34, 877 nucleotides. Lineage: Eukaryota; Phaeophyceae; Ectocarpales; Ectocarpaceae. The record is from the annotation of a GenBank genome assembly.